Scatophagus argus is the source of this 5016-nucleotide messenger RNA. RefSeq names its product anoctamin 10b (gene ano10b). Bases 331 to 2427 code for a protein of 698 amino acids. Gene Ontology annotation, biological process: chloride transmembrane transport. Gene Ontology annotation, molecular function: chloride channel activity. NCBI's taxonomy places the organism in Eukaryota, Metazoa, Chordata, Actinopteri, Scatophagidae. The transcript has 15 exons. Gene Ontology annotation, cellular component: plasma membrane. The record is from RefSeq and is a predicted model, not a curated record.
CAGUCUCGGGAAGUUCCUCCGCAUUCCUGCCAUACACACACACAAAGACAGAUAGCUGGGAGGAACCACACACUCUGAGGCUGGGUAAGUGUGUUGUUCCUGGUUUCUUUUCAGGAAAACUGUUGUCUUCAUGUUUAUCUGUGUGUUUGUGUGUGUGUGUGUGUGUGUAUGUGUUCAAACAGGAGUUUGGAGGGGGUGUGGGCCUGCUGCUGUGAGACUGCAGACUGGAAGCUCAUCAUCAACAUUCUGACAGUUUCACCAAACUAUGAGUAGUUCUUCAAAGAUGAGCUGACUUGCUCUCCUGUUGGGACUUUCCUUUUCAGUCUCACCAUGAUUAAAGCAGGAGACGAUGAAGGUGAUGGUGGCAGCAGUACUGAAACAUCCCAGCAGUCAGAGGAUAAGAAUCCAGCAGAGAAGGCCCUGACCAAACUGAGCGCUACCACUAUUGGACCAGGUUGGACUAAAGUUAGUUGCCCCUGCUGUGUUUCGAAGCAGGUCGAACCGCUGGUUCUGGUGAAGCUUGGAGAGAAAGUUCGCCCUGAGACAAAAAGGUGGCUCAUCAGACUAAUUGGAGCUCCUCAGAAAGAUGGAGGUGCUGCAUUACUGGCCCACCCGGGGGAGGAUGCCAGUGGUGACAUCAUUGUGGUCUCUGCCCCACGUUGUACGUUACUUAGAGCCACUGAAGAGCUGGGGUUAUGUAAGACUUACUUCAACGGGGACAUGGAAGCCUUCUCCUACGAUGACAGAGACAACUUUAAAGAUUCAGACAACAUGGAGUCGUUCCUGACCCUGGCUGAGCGGCAGUACAUAGUCAAGUAUGAACUGGAUGGUCUGCGGGCUCAGAGAGACCUGAGAAUACCCGGCCUGUCUGACAGCUCCACACUACAGCACCGAGACAACAUCUGGCAGAAGCUCGGGUCAGCUGGUGUCGUUGUGGACUCGUUUCCACUCCACAAACGGGACAAACUGAAGGAUCUCAGUGAAGCCUGGUACUCUGGGAAUCAGCUGGCUCAGCCACUGGAUUCAGUCAAUGGGUAUUUUGGAAGCUCUGUGGCUUUCUACUUCAGCUUCCUUGAUUUCUACACCUGGUCUCUACUCCCACCAGCCAUGCUGGGCCUGUCCAUCACAUACUUCUCAGGCGAUGUUCAGAAGGAGAUAGGGGAGUCAUUCUCAGGCUCACGGGGCACAAGUGAUGAAGAUGACUCAGGAUCAGCUGUCAGUGGUCACAUGAUCCAGGCGGUGUUCAGCAUGCUCUGGUCCACUGUGGUUAUGGAGCUGUGGAAGCGUCGCAGCGCCUCCCUGUCCUACCGCUGGGGGACUCUGCACAUUGCGGAACGCUUUGCAGAGCCCCGACCUGGUUUCUAUGGCAACAUCGGAGUCAAUCCAGUGACUGGUCGUGUGGAGCCACUCUUUCCUGAAUGGCAGAGGGACCUGCGUAUGGCACUGGUGUCAGUCCCAGUGGUGGGACUAUUUCUAGGGUUGGUGGUUGUGGGUAUGGUUUGUUUCUACUGGGGCGAGGCCCAGGUGCAAGAGCUACACAAAGACUGGGGCUCUCUGCUGUCUCAGACUUUGCUCUACAUGCCCUCAGUGCUUCACAUCGUCUAUACAAACGUGCUGGCGACGGUUUACAAGACGGUGGCACAGUCUUUGACUGAGUAUGAGAACCACAGAGAGCAGUCUGCCUUUGAGAACCACCUGACAGGCAAAGUCUUGGUGUUCACCUUCUUCAACUACUUUGCAGUCCUCUUCCACAUUGCCUUCUUCAAGCAGGAUGUGCCUUUGCUUCGUAAGCGUCUAGCAUCUUUGCUGAUAAUAACCCAGCUGAUAAACCAGGUGACAGAGGUGGUCAUACCUUUCCUGGUGGACCGGUUCAUCAGUGCCCCCCAUAGGACAGAGAGUGAAGACGACCCACAGGAGGACAAAUUUAGGAACCAAAGCACCCUGCCUGCUUUCCCUGGCUUGUUUGCUGAAUACAUCGAACUUCUGGUGCAGUUUGGGUAUUUGAGUCUUUUCUCCUGCGUCUACCCUCUGACGGCCGUACUGCUGCUCAUCAAUAACCUGACGGAGAUCCGAUCAGACGCUUACAAGAUCUGCAAACUCUUCCGCAAACCUUGCUUCCCCCCUGUGGCUAACAUGGGCGUGUGGCAGAUUGCUUUCGAGGCCUUGAGUUUUGUCUCCGUUGUGUCCAACUGCUGGCUACUGCUGCUGUCACCACGGUUACAUAAGUUGUUUCAGGAGGGUGGGAUGAGCAGCACAAACAUUCUGCUGUUGGCUGUUUUUGUGGAGCAUGUGCUGAUCUUGGUUAAGGUAAUUUUGGCGGUACUGAUCCCUGAUGAACCGGACUGGCUCCGCAAAAAAAGACAACAUAUUGAGUACAAAUCCAUGCAGGCUUUGAGAGAGCAGAAGCUGCAGGUUGAAGAGUCCUGAUUGUGUUUCAAAGUGUUGGGGUGAUGCUUUAUGCUUUCCUGUGCUGAGCUGCUAAAACAGGAAGAGUACCGGUACCAGCCUGAGUGUUAUGGAGGCCCAGACAGGACACAAGUCUGGGAUCUCCAGCAGGGCCCACAAUACAUACCGAUGUGCCCCUAAUGCUCCCCUGUAUACUCGUCCAGUGUUUUUGCUGCUCUCACUAAUUAACAUGGUGCUUCUGCAAUGUACACCUUUUGAAAUGCACACUCAUGUUACGUGUACACUGCAAGUGCAAUUGGAACAGCAGCUAAAUUUUUUUUUUUCAAAUAUUAGACAGCAAAUGGAAUGUGUUGGUUGUGUGUGUCCUUUAAAAAGACUCUUAUAAAAGAGGUCUUCAAAAGGUUUAAUCAGAUUUAAUGAGCUGAAGAGCUCUUGUAAAAUCACUGUGGCUACAGUAAGUACAGAAGAUAUUUGCAGUUGUGAGGGACAGACAGAACACAGUAUUUGAAGUCACUGGGAGGGUUUGAAAAGUGAAAAAAAAGGUAGAAUACUUGACAAAAUGUUCCCUGUUUCUCUUCUGGAGAACUCUUUCAGGAGUGUUUUUGCUCAGUGCUAUAACCUAGUGAUAAGCUACAGUUUGUGUUCAGGAGGACAGUAUCAUCACUGGAGUGAUUAUCAUAAGACACAAAGCUAGAAAUAUAAUUGGCAGUCUGUGUUUAAAGCUGAUCUAAUCAAUAUUUUAAAGAAAGGGUUGGCUCACAACAGCAUCAUCAUCACCAGUGCAGAUCUGCUCAAUCCAGCACAGCAUUUAAGCAUCUUUUAGCUCUUUUCUGGCCUGCAACUUUAACAAUUUGAUCAACUCUCUCAACCUGUUUUCAGUAAAAAUGAAACCCACCUUACACGUUACACAGCAUCAGGCAGCAGACAAAGUAUGUGUUGAGCAGGUGAGCACAGGUAAACAGCUUAGCAGCUAAAGAGUGAGAUAUCUCUGUAGGACAUGGUAGAGACAGACAAACUAAAGGAGAGUAAAUAUUUAUUUUUGUCAGGUGGAUAGAAACCAGAGGUGGAAGAAGUACUCAUGUUUUGCACUUAAGUAAAAGUUCAAUACCACAGUGUAGAAAUACUCUGUUACUUUAAGUAAAAAAGUCAUACAUUUAAAUUUUUACUAUAGUAAAAGUCCAAAAGUAUUAGCACCAAAAAAAUACUUAAUAUACCAAAAGUAAAAGUACUUAUUGUACAAAAUGUCAUAUUUCAGAUUGAUGUAUAUCACUGGAUUACUCAAAUGAAUGCUAAUGUUGAACUGUCUCUGUUGGAUGUGUAAGCUAUAAUUAGCUAUGCCCACUUUGGAAAGAGAUAAUAUGCUAAUUGAAAUUACAGGUCGAUGUAGUGCCUCCAAGCCACCAAAAAUAUCUUGGAUCAUAAUCCUUCAACUAAACUUUCAGUCUUUAUUUUGGAUAGAAGUAUUGUGUCAGGUGACUUUAGCUUUCAGUCAGUACUGACAGCGAAAAAAGUGAAAUGCUGAGAGGGAAUUUAGUACCACAGUUAAGAAUUUUGCACAUUGGUCUAUAACUGUUCUGCAGUAAUAGGUAUAUUAUCUGUUGUUGUACCAAAUUAACUUGUUGUCUGAAUUGACAGGUGCUUCUGGUUGAGCAGUUGCACUUGCACACUCUCUUGAUGAUGCUGUCCAUUUCUCAUGGCUAGAGGACUAUGUGACAUGUGCAACAAUAAACUACAUGCCAUGAUUUGACUUGCAGUGAAAGUGAUGAGGGGCUACCAAAGAACCAUUAUGUGCUUUGCUUUUAGAAAUGUAUUAUAUUUUUAUGGUUGGAUUUCACUCUUCACUCAAUUAUUCAUCUGCUCUGUGCCUUUAGGAAUGAUUGCUUGAGUUUACUGCUGCAGCAACUAAUUCACCUUAUAGUCUAAUACUUUAAAUUCAUACUACGACGUUACUCUUCACUGAUGGCAUAUUUGAUUUAAUAUAAUAAGUGUGCAGAUUAAUCCAGUGAGAUGGUUCACUUACUGUUUAUUCUGCUUCACAGAAGUGUGUUGUUCACUUUGAAAGUUAAUGCUUUUAGGCAUUAGUACUCUUUCCAGCCACCAGGAGGCACUAUAGACCGAACAUUUUACCCAGCGUGUUCUUUUCACAAGCUGUGUUGGAUGACUGGAUAUGUGUGUGUGUGUGUGUGUGUGUGUGUGUAUACGUGUAUUCCUGUAGUUGUAGGGACAAAACUCUGUUUCCACAGUCACGUUGUAAGGACUCACCUUAUCCCCUUCUGGGGACAAAAUGCAAGUCCCACAACAUAAAUCAUUAAAUAUUAGGGUGAAGGCUAUAAGGUCAGGUUGAGGUUAGGGUUUGGUUAAGGUCAGGGUUAGGAUUAGGCAGGUAAUGUUUAUUGUUAUGGUUAGGAGGUGGUAGGGUUAGGGUUAGGAAAUGAAUGUAUGUCUGUGUGAUGUCCCCAGAAGUGAUGGAAACACGACUUUGUGUGAGUGUGUGUGUGUGUGUGUGUGUGUGUUGAAGUUAGACAAUCUGGUCCCAGGAUCAGGAUUUCAGUUUGAAAACAGAGAUGAUGAUGUUUGCUGGUUGUCCUACAAUAAACUCACAGAAAGAAA